CAGCCUUGCCCAUGCGGGAGUGGCUCAUUGAUGGAUACACGCUGCUCACACUGUGUUCAGUAUACGACCGCAUGUACUACUUGCUUCCGUGAAUCACACAUUCACCAACCAUUUCAUUGGUCGGAAACAUGGAACGGUCGCUUUUUCGAGCGUAUCUACGAUCCCAAAGCAAGACCAGCACUGCACCUCGGGCAUGGUGGACGGAAAUGUCCUGAAGCGGCGGAGGAACGACACAUAUCGUUUACCAUUGCGGAUACAUCAGGAGUUCAUCAAAUGAGUGUCGUAUUCUGUCGCUGUUUCAAUCAUGGGGACCGAGCUGAACAGCUCAUGGACGCGAAGCUAUUUCCAGCAUCAAUGGACCAACCGACCACGGCAUUUACCUUCAGCCUGCUCCGCGACUUUCACAUGCAUAGUCUCACUUCUAAGAAGUCAGCCUACGACUUUGUUCUUGCUCUCCGGCGUCUGAGCAACAACGCAUUUCCAGACUCGGUUCCGGAUAUCUAUCCGCAGUUUCUCUGCGUGAUUCGCGUCUGGCGAUACCUCAUCAUGCUCAAGCGCAGUGGUCAAAUGCAUGCAAUAGACAAUUGUCUUCCAGGUCGUCCGCCUGGCAGUGUCAUUGUCCCCUGCUUUGCAUGUCCCGAAAGGGGUCUCAAUACCACCGACGAUUUACGUAUAGCCUGGCAUCUUACACGACUUAGACAUCUUCGAUCUCUUAUACUGUCGGCCGACGGCCAUUUUGGUCUGCAGCGCAAGAGCAAGAAGGAUGACCCCGACGAUAUCUCCUUAGUUGCUGGCCGCGCAUUCUUCCCUGACGAGAGCACUUUCAAAUCAUACCUUGCUAAGAUCAAAUCAAGCGAAGAGAAAUCUACCUGCUCCAGGUUCAACGCGAUUGAAAUGCAGAACAAACUCAAGUUCAAGGGAAUGGUGACCAGCGGUGUAGUUGCCGUAACGUGUGCAAGACAUGGCUUGUUCCGGCAUGGAGGUCUGACAGACCUCGAACGAGGAGAGAAAUAUGCCAAUACCGACUAUGCACUCGCUCAGGUCUUGAAGCACUAUAAAGACUAUACCGACAUCUUGUUGAGCUACGACAUCGCAUGCCAGUACAUGGUGAACCUUGUUCAACGCUUUGAGGUACAAUUUCCGGAGCUUGUCAAGACUGUUCGUGGAGUCGAAGGACGGAUUCCAAGCAUGCAUGUUGAUGGGCACCUUGAAAAGUGCACGUACCGCUUUGGUUUCUCAUACAACGAUGGUGGUGGCCGAACAGAUGCAGAAAGUAUCGAGCGUGGCUGGUCUGAACAAAAACAGGCUGGCGGAAGCACACGGGAGAUGAAUGCCGGCCAUCGUCAUGACACGUUAACAGACUUUAUGAACGAUUACAAUUUCACAAAGAUACGGAAGCUGGCAUCAUCAAUGCAUACCCGGCUGUCAGAGGCACGCGAGGCUCUUGAGGAGCACCGUGUGUACUUUCUGCAUCUUUGCCGUGAGGCCGGACAAAAUUUAGUCGAUCAGUGGUCUGCGAUAUCCACGAAACCGGAGCUUAGGAAUGGAAAAUGGUAUAGCAUCAUAUGCCCUUGUGGCUCAUUUCGUGCAUUAGUUCCUUCUCAGAAAUCUGCUUUCGCCUCAUUGGUUCAAUCUGAGGCAGCUACUGCCGGAGCGCUGAAAGGCGCAGCCCCCCGAGCGUUAUUCCUCUAUACGGGUCUCAAGCUUGAAGAACAGCAGUUGGCUCUCAGAAAUAAGGUCUCGAAACUCUCAUCCCAACCGACAGCAGCCGAUCUGCUGAGUAUAGACAAGGAACGGCAAAAAUUGCGAUAUGGGAUCAAGCAAUGGCGUAGCCAGCAGUGUUCGCUCAUGCCUCUGAUAUUGCCGCUCAUUGUUCAGUCACAUUUCGCGGAGCCUGAGAAUGAGGUGCUGUAUCUUCCAUCCGACAUUGACGGCACGGACAAGCGAGAGGCGUAUGGCCUUUCUCAGCUGGCUGACGAGGAGAUGUCCCUGCACGUUGGAGAGGCACACGACUACCUUCAAAAUGUCCGCCAUGCCGUACGGUAUUAUUCCUGUGUCUAUCGCCACAAAGUCAGGCAUGCUCAGGGUAUUGCGCAAAACACUCGAGCAGGUAAACUUGUCCAGUCUGCUAACGAGGCCAAGCUUGCAUGGAUAGCUAAGUACAAUCAUGCACGAGACCGCAUGAUCAAGCUUGGUCGCUCACCAAGUGAUCCUCUCUUCCCCGCACUGAAGGAGGAGGACACAUGGAUGAAGGAUGUAAUUGUCCCUCAUACCCUCGGAGAUGGAUCCAGG
Molecule: messenger RNA, 2292 nt
Organism: Punctularia strigosozonata HHB-11173 SS5
Lineage: Eukaryota; Fungi; Basidiomycota; Agaricomycetes; Corticiales; Punctulariaceae
Exons: 8
Source: RefSeq, a predicted model, not a curated record